GAUUAUUGCAAUAGACAAUUUAUUGACUUCUCUAAACACCACAGGCAGAUACUUGAAACCUCAAUAUUUGAACUGAGAAACACUGUAACAGAACUGGAAAAAAGACUUAGUACUGUUGAAGAUGAAGGUAAUGAAUGGAAAACCAGAUAUGAGACACAAGUAGAAUUGAACAAACAGCUGGAAAGGCAAAUUAGUAUUCUUCAAGACAAGAUGGAGCUUAUUUGUGGAAAUCCAGCAGAUAAAUUGUCCAUUGUUCGCACCUUUGAUCAAAUGCCUGUGGGUUCCUUAAAGGAGGUUCUUAAACAACUAGAAGAAGAGAAGAAAAGUCUCCAGAAUCAGCUAAAAGACUAUGAACUUAGACUGGAACAAGAAGCAAAGGCUUACCACAAAGCUAAUGAUGAGCGGCGCAUGUAUCUUUCAGAGAUCUUACAGACCUCAGCUACACUUAAAACUGUCGAAAGGCAAAAAACAGAUGCUCUUAGAGGCAAGGGAGAAAACCAGAUGCUGAGAGGGAGAUACAGUGUUCCAGGAAACCCGAAGAUGGUUAAUCUUCAAAAAGGAUUGAUUAAAAAGACUGUAGGAGUGAAGCAGCUUCCGAAACUAAAGCACUGA
Leptosomus discolor (cuckoo roller) is the source of this 612-nucleotide messenger RNA. The record is from RefSeq and is a predicted model, not a curated record. NCBI's taxonomy places the organism in Eukaryota, Metazoa, Chordata, Aves, Leptosomiformes, Leptosomidae.